Molecule: messenger RNA, 1362 nt
Organism: Cyprinodon variegatus (sheepshead minnow)
Lineage: Eukaryota; Metazoa; Chordata; Actinopteri; Cyprinodontiformes; Cyprinodontidae
Gene: gde1
Product: glycerophosphodiester phosphodiesterase 1-like
Exons: 5
Coding region: 228-1097 (289 amino acids)
Biological process (GO): lipid metabolic process
Molecular function (GO): phosphoric diester hydrolase activity
Source: RefSeq, a predicted model, not a curated record
GUCAACCCGGUUAAAUGUCCUACCAGCUGACUGGCCGUGGGCUGUUUUGUUUUUGUAAGUCUUCAAAUGAAAAUUCCCAAAAUAAAAUAACGUGUAGAUAUAGUAGAUGUAUGUGUCGACACAAUUUUUUAAGGAAAUUACCCCUUUAGGUCAGUAACUGUGUGCAGUGUGAAGGUAGUUUCGGCUUUUCGACUCGAAAGACAGGAGAAAAAAAAAGGAGAACCAGAAUGCUUCAGUUUGGAGAUGAAGUCACCCUCUACUCGCUGGUAUUCGUGCUGGUCCUGGUGGGAACCCGGAGCCCCAUGUGGUCCACUGCCCUCACCGCCUCCCUCUAUCUCUUUCUAGCCAUGUUUAGGUUCCCUCAGGUGGCGACCAGUCGGGCGCAGAAGGUGCUGCACCCACUAGUGGGGAAGGUGUCCGUGGUCGCUCACCGCGGCGGGGGACACGAUGCACCGGAGAACACGAUAGCAGCCAUACGGGAGGUAAGAAUACGUGGACGCCCGCGCCAUCUUGGAGUCUGUCCCACAGCAGGGUGCUGUACUCACAACAUGAGGCUGUGUGGAAACUGCACAAACAAAAACAAUCACUGUAAACAACCGACUGACCUUUUGGCACCCCUCUGGGUUUUUUUCCUUGCCAUCCAGGCAGCUGCAGCGCUUAAAGACGUGUACAAGAGAUAUCCAGUCCUGUACAAUAGCAGCAUCGUGUGCUCCUUCGAGCCCAAAGUCAUCUACAGGAUGAGGCAGAGCGACCCUGAAGUGCUCACAGCUUUGACCCACAGACCGUGGAGCCUGAGCACUCUCGGCGACGGUACCCCACGUUUUUCAUCCAUGUGGAAACAUCACUGGAUGACCAUGAUGGACAUCCUGCUGGACUGGGCUCAUCACCACCUGUUGUGGAAGCUAUGUGGCGUCUCGGCCUUCCUGAUACAGAAGAACUUUGUAUCACAGAAUUAUAUCCAGUACUGGGCUCAACGGGGAGUGGAGGUUGUAGCCUGGACCAUCAACACUAAAUUGGAGAAAGAGUAUUUCCAGGAGGUGCUACACAUCAAUUACAUCACUGACAGCCUCGUGGAAGACUGUGAACCUCAUUACUGAGAAACACCCAAACUAUAGGUGCACUUAACUUCUCAUUAUGAGACGACAGUGGGAGGUUUUAACCAUUUCUCAGCUGUAGGCCCUCUUCUCACCGGAGUAAGACCAUGUGACGCAUUAAAAACCUGCCUGAAAGCAGGAAACAUCUCCUGGGUUGCACAUUGUACAUAGUGUGUGCUUCAUUAUGACGUAGGUUAGAGUUCCACCACUGAAAAGCACAUACACCUUCAUAAGGUUGCUACAAUAUGUUAAAGCAGUUGUUUGUGUC